UUUUUCUCUUUUUACAGUGAACAAGAAGAAGAGACCAGUGAACACAAACAAACCUGUGAUUCCUGGCUAGACUCUAUUAUUCAUCCACAACAGUUCUGUUCCUGAAACACCAGGAUAAUGGCCAAUAAGAAAAAAGUAGUGGUGACAGGGUUUGAGCCCUUUGGUGAGCACACUGUGAACUCGAGCUGGGUGGCAGUACAGGAACUGGUGCGAUUAGGAUUGGGGGAGAUGGUAGAUCUUCAUGUGUAUGAGCUGCCUGUUGAUUAUCAGGCUGUUCAAGACAUUUUACUGUCUCUGUGGAAAGAACAUCAGCCCCAGCUAGCUGUCCAUGUGGGUGUUUCUGGGAUUGCAACCUCAGUCACUUUGGAGCAGUGUGGCCACAACAAGGGCUAUACACGUCUGGACAACCGCAGCUUCUGCCCUGCCUCCCACUGCUGCAUGGAGAAUGGACCAGACUACAUAAAAUCAGUCAUAGACAUGGACACGGUGUGCAAAAGGGUCAACGGGUCAAACAUCGGGAUAACUGUGUCUGUAUCUAAGGAUGCUGGAAGGUAUCUUUGUGAUUACACCUACUACACCUCACUGCAUCAAGGCCAGGGCUACUCUGCAUUUGUCCAUGUGCCUGCAUUAGGAGGACCCUACAGCAGUGAGGAGCUAGGCAGAGGCCUUCAGGCUGUUGUAAAGGAAAUGCUGAACUUACUUGAGGUUGAUUACAAUGAAUGGGGGGAAAAAGACAACAAACAUUGCCAUCAUAAGCAAUGACACUAAACAGGACCCUUACUAAACCACUUACAUUUUGUAGAAAUUAAUGAAGAGUUGAUUUUGUUGUAUGAUUUAAAAAGUCAAAACAAGUGGAGACCGCCAUAGUGAUUUGUAUAUAUCACUAGUUUAAAGUGAUCCAAACAUGAAUUUUUCACUUUAAUUUCUUUAAGUGUCUAUCAAUGACAGUAGUGUAAAGGCGCAAUAAUCUCAGGGAAACUGCAAUGGAAUCAACACUGUGCACUUGACCUAAUAAAUGUGCUUAUUGUCACUUUGCAAAGCAUUACUGUGAAGAAAUAAAGUACUUGUUGAUAUAUGUUUUUCGUGGUUA
Messenger RNA from Poecilia latipinna (sailfin molly), 1090 nucleotides. Its product is annotated as pyroglutamyl-peptidase 1-like. Gene Ontology annotation, cellular component: cytosol. Gene Ontology annotation, molecular function: pyroglutamyl-peptidase activity. The record is from RefSeq and is a predicted model, not a curated record. Gene Ontology annotation, biological process: proteolysis. Bases 118 to 762 code for a protein of 214 amino acids. The transcript is spliced from 5 exons. Lineage: Eukaryota; Metazoa; Chordata; Actinopteri; Cyprinodontiformes; Poeciliidae.